UGUCUCUCUUAAAUCAUCUCCCGUUCUCUUUUUAAAGUAACUGCGCAAAGGUGAAUGCAGAGCAGAAUGGUGGGGAUAGAAAGGUUCUUGAAUUUGGAAAAGAGAAAGCUCGACUAGUUACUAAAACGUAACUAAAUUAUGCUUGAUUAUCGUUUUAGUUGUUGCAUGUGAGCAGAGUUGUGCAUGUGCACAUCCUACAUUUAACUGAUCAAAAAAUUCGUUAUGCAGUAUUAUCUUCGUAAUAAGUAUAUUGUUACGUUUAAUAUAUUAAAUGACGAAAGGAUGAAUUAUUGCAUCUAAUGUAUGCAUCAGUAUGGAUCAGUGAUUUUGCGUGAUGUUCCGUUCAAUUAUAAGAUUUUAAUGUCUUGUUUAAAGAACAAACGUGUAUACUAUCCAGAGACUAAUUAUAUUUCAAGACAUUAUAUUAUGUACCUACUUAUAUCGUUGCUAAAUUAAGUUAAAUGUAAUUGUAAAAAAAAGUCUCUUUUUGUACAUAAACACUACAAGUAUAAUGGCGACACCCACCAAUGGUAAUGGUAACCUUAUUGACGAAUUCGAGGAAGCAUUCCAGCAAUGUUUGAGUAUAUUAACGGCAAAGGACGAGGGAUUAGGAAACACUGGGAUUGGAAUGUCUGGUGGUUUGACUGUGGAUAAUGAGGAAGCUUGUAGUGAAGUCGAACAAGUCACAUUGAGAUUCAUAGACUUGGCGAGGCAAAUGGAGGCCUUCUUUCUACAGAAGAGAUUCUUAUUAUCUGCAUUAAAGCCAGAACUAGUAGUUAAAGAGGAUAUUAAUGAUCUUAGAGUAGAGUUAGCACGAAAAGAAGAUCUGAUAAAAAGACACUAUGAUAAGAUUGCAGUGUGGCAAAAUUUGUUAGCAGAUCUACAAGGCUGGGCUAAAUCCCCAGCUCAAGGUCCAGCACCUAAUGGUUUACCAAAUGGUACUCAAAGUGGGCAAAAUCAACAAACCACUAAUGGAGGAGGGAAUACAACAAUGCAACAACAACAACAAAUAAUGCAACAUCAACAACAGCUCCAGCAGCAACAACAAUUGCAACAUCAAAUGCAACAUCAAAUGCAGCAACAACAGCUUCAUCAGCAACAGGUGCAGCAAGGCUCUGGCAAUCCUCCUACAUCUAGUCUUCAGGGAGUUGGUGUUUCAGUUGGACAACAGGGCAUGUUCAUGACGCAAGGAGGUGUAGGCGUAGCUGGUGCAAGAGCUGGAUUUCCUGUUGGAGGUGUAGGAAGUAGUGCUCUUCAGGGUCCAUUAGCUUUUCUGGAGAAGACAACGAGCAAUAUAGGAAUGCCGGAAAGGCGGAGUUGACGCGGAAGGGGGAGGGGCCGGGGUCGGGGUCGAGGAAGAGGCCGAGGAAAAGGACGUAGCGCAGGAGGAAAUCUACCUCCACCACCUCCGCUCCUCGAUACUUCAGACCCGUCGUCGUAUGCUGCUGCUGCCGCAGUCGCAGCUGCUGCGGCAGCGCCCCUUCCCUCUCCUCAGCAGCAGCCUCCACCGUCUUGUACAUGAACACAAUUGCCGCAAUUUAUUUACAAUGUUGCGAAGUACUGUCCCUACGUCUGAAAUCCUUGUGACCAUAGACUUUCCUCAAAAAACGAUGGAUUUCAUUUCUGUUAUGCUAAAAACCAUUGACAAAGUAUCUCUCUGUUAAUAGCGCUUGUACAUUUUAUUGUCUUUUUUUAAGUCAGAAUGAAUAGAAAUAUUUCCUAAUAUUUACGUAUUGUAAGCUUAUUGAUAGUUUUCAAUAACUGCAUUGUAUCAAAAAGAUAAAACAUUUUUAAAUAGUAAUCUUUAAAGAAAUGAUCAGAUUACGUUAAUUGAAGUGAAUUGACAUACAACGGGAAUUGUUUUUACUAACGAAAAGCGUAUCAAGAAGUCCUCAGCUGUGAAUCAAUUUUCAGUCUAAAAGCAUGAAGUUGUUGAACAGCACUUAAAAACUCAGAGAUGCUAAUAUCAAUGCUGUCUAGCAUAAGAAGCAUUAAAGUGCUUCCUUAACUUAAUUUUAAAGUUGUGUUGCAAUAAUUGUGUGACAGUUAUACAAAAAUAUGCGUGAUGGAAGAAACGUGAAUGUGGAGUAUUACUCAGUUUCUGUUACAAUUUGUUUGUUUAUUUGUGACUUCUGCGAUUCUUUUUAUAUAAGUAUACUUUGCAUUAGUCUAUGUAACGUAAUAACUCAUAAGAUUAUGUAAAAUAUAAUGCGCCCACGGAACGAUGAUAUUCAUUUUAAAAGGGUAAGCAACGAAAACUGUACAUAACAAAAUCGUGUGUGUAAGUGAAGAAGAGUAACAUAAAGAUUCACAUGUACAUAGAAUUAGAGGCACGAGUUUCCAUACAAUAAAUCUUGUAUUUUAUUA
This is a messenger RNA of Megalopta genalis, 2367 nucleotides long. RefSeq names its product mediator complex subunit 28 (gene MED28). The record is from RefSeq and is a predicted model, not a curated record. Gene Ontology annotation, cellular component: mediator complex. Lineage: Eukaryota; Metazoa; Arthropoda; Insecta; Hymenoptera; Halictidae.